Molecule: messenger RNA, 1743 nt
Organism: Endocarpon pusillum Z07020
Lineage: Eukaryota; Fungi; Ascomycota; Eurotiomycetes; Verrucariales; Verrucariaceae
Exons: 3
Coding region: 1-1743 (580 amino acids)
Biological process (GO): intracellular signal transduction; protein phosphorylation
Cellular component (GO): cytoplasm; nucleus
Molecular function (GO): ATP binding; protein serine/threonine kinase activity; protein tyrosine kinase activity
Source: RefSeq, a predicted model, not a curated record
AUGACGUCCUCUUUCAACGGGGACUUUGCCAGGCUUGUACCUCGCAACCGUGCUUCCCAGGUCUUGUUCUCCGAGACCAUUGCCUAUGUGGACAAGAACGACACCUUCCAUUUACGAUUUAUGGAACGCGCACUCGCCGAAGCCUACCACGCAUCGAGCGAGUCUCCAGAGGACACUACUGACUACGACAGCCCCCAUGAUGCCAUCGAUAGAGAUCUCCAGCUGAAAGACAUACCAAACUCUGGCUACUAUGUCUUCUCAUUCGACAAAAAGCGUGCCCCAGAGAUGCCUCAUAUCGGAUGGAGAGUGGGUCGAGGAACCAGCAAAGUCCCUAUGAACCGUGGCGUUGACCUCCUUCUUGCCAAACCUGGCCAUCCCUGGGGCAAAAAGAUAGCAAGCGUGCAUCUGCUAUUCCGCUUUAAUCUUAGAUCAGGCUUUCUUGUGAUGAGCGCACAAAGCCAAAAAACCUUAGUAGAAGUCAAAGUCGGCACUACGUGGGAGAGGCUGGCGUACAAAGGGGAACGCUUGAUUCAUCAGCCUACUGUGUUAGUACGAGCUGGGGUCUGCGAAUAUGAAUUAGAAUACACGGUUGAGGAGAAGCAUAGGGAAGCCUAUUUCGAAGAGAGAAUGGUUUUCCUUGAAUCGAUACAACCUAACAAAGAUGCUAGAGCUGGGAACUUCCGAAAACUCCCUGGCGACAGUUGCGUGCUAAAGGGUCGAUACCUUGAAUUCGAAACCAAGGGAUAUGGAACAUUUGGCUGGGUAAGUCAAGGGCUAGAUACUAGAAAUGGUGAUCCAGUCGCCAUCAAAGAACUGCGCCUCAAGAGCCGAUCAAAUCGUGAUGAAGCCUUACUCGAAGUGAAAAUGGGAAAAGACUUUCUUAAUAAGCGUGGACUCCUUCCUAUCUUGGACGCGUGGUGCGAACACGGCAAUUCUGAAGGCUGUGGCAGUCCAGAGCGAUACUACAUUGUCAUGCCGCACGCACUUACUGAUCUGUCAACCAAUUUCUGGACCAGCCUUAGGAUUUCGCAGGUAGAUAAGCUGCGUUGGCUGAGGGACCUUCUGGAAGGUCUGGCCACAUUGCAUAUGAUGGGAAUUAUACAUCGCGACAUUCGGCCCCAAAACAUGCUGAUAAUGUCCAACUCACCCCCAAGGGCUUCGAUCUGUGACUUUGGCAAGGCAAUCAAAGCACAAACGUCCAACUUCACAGCAAUCGGUCCCAUCUCGACUUGCGCGCCUGAAGUAUGGAGGGUCCUUAAUUUCGGACCCUAUACUAAUAAAAUUGAUACUUGGGCUUUUGGGUAUGCUAUAGCUGAUAUAUUGGGCUAUUCUGUGGAAAAGUAUCCUGGGGCCGACGGUCUCAAGGAGGCUAAUCCUAAAAUCACGCGGAACCGCCACGCCGCGAUGGUUCAGAUGCUUCUGGACCAUUCUGAGAAGCGUCCUGAAGACGCAGCUCUGGUUGAUCUUGCGUUGAAGCUGCUGGUCUGGGACUCGAAGCUCCGCUGGUCCGCGAAGCAGGCCCUGAGCCAUAAAUGUUGGGCCCCAAUCUUGCGAGAAAUUGGAGGGGAUAGAGACAGCAGGGAGGCCGCCACAGAGGAAUAUCAGCCCCAGGCCAAAAGAGUCCAUGUGAUAGCUUCGGAGGCAGACCCGCCCGCACCUUUGCACGAGACGGUGCCCACCCAGGAGGCUUCGGAAGAGACCAAAGCUAUGAUAGCGAGGCUAUACCCGAAAAAGAAAGGAUGA